CUGGAAUGGAGUGAAACGAAAACAUACACGUGUUAUGUUGAUGCACACAGACAUAUUUAUUCAUUAAAAUGACUAUGCAGCGACGAGGAAUCAUUAAAAACCCAGAAAAUAGCGCCAUUGAGAAAAAAAUUAAGAGGGGAAAUGCUCAGAGACAGGCUUCAUCUGGUAGAAGUAAGGCGGCCAUGCUGCUGCUGCUGCUUCUGCUGAUAACAGUUACUGGACUAGUGAGCUGGAUGUAUUUCACGUGGACUGAUGACUUUACACACACCUUGGUUUCAAGAGGGGAGAUCCUCACUCAGCCAAGAGUUUUCAUGGUUGACUGCUCAGAGGACUACAAAAAGUACAAGCACUUUCCAGGUUGCACCCCAACAAAAUGCGGCAGAGCUAUUUCAGACAAUGUCGUGACUUUGGAGGAGGCACAAAGGCUUAGGAGGCUAGCUGAACGGGGGUUAUCACUUGCUGGCUCAGAUGGAGGUGCCUCCAUCCUUGAUCUUCACUCCGGGGCACUGUCAAUGGGGAAGCAGUUUGUGAAUGUAUACAGAUAUUUUAAGGAUGAUAUAAGAGAUGUUUUCACUGAAGAAGAUUUUGAGCUGUAUAGGGAUAUCCGUGGCCGAAUUCAAAAUGCAAUAGCCGAAAUAUUCGGUCUGGACUCCACACAAAUGUAUCUCACCAAACCUACCUUCUUCUCACGGAUCAACAGCACAUCUGCCAAAACCACUCACGAUGAGUACUGGCACCCACAUAUCGAUAAGGAGACCUAUGGAUCCUUUGAUUACACAUCGUUACUAUACUUGUCUGAUUAUGGUCUGGAGUUUGGUGGUGGACGGUUUGUUUUCAUGGACCCCAAUACCAACAGAACAGUGGAGCCACUUACUGGACGGGUAUCGUUCUUCUCAUCUGGUUCUGAGAACCUUCACCGUGUGGAGAAGGUUGCAUGGGGUACACGAUAUGCCAUUACGGUGUCCUACACAUGUGACCCUGAUUAUGCCAUUGAUAACCCCUCCCUGCCGUAGAAUCUACCUGGCUCCAGGAGAUCAAUAAGUGACAGGAACCCUAGAACAAACAGAACAUUUUUGAAAUGCACUCAUCUGGCACUUUCAACAGUUCUGUUUAUGGCAAGAAAAGCUUUCUUGGACUUGUUUGAAUUUUUUUAGGUGGAUGUGCUAUAUUGCAUUGGAUUUUUUUGAGAAGUGUUUUGUAUUUUGAGGGGAUUUACUGGAGUUGCCAUCAUUUUGCAGAUGUGCAUUGUGUGGUUUUGAUUGUGAAUCAGAAGGUACUUCUUUAAAAUUGCAUUCUCUCUUGUCUGGCUGUAUUUCACUCUUUAAAACCUUAUAUAUUAUUAUACUUAAAUCACUGUCUAGACAGACGGCACAAGUGGGAUGACAGAACAGGUGUAUGUAAUGAAAAGAAGGGAUUGGAAAAACAGGCUAUCAAAUAUCUCUACUUGUGUCUCUACCUGCAAAACGUUCUUUCAACAAUGAAAUGUCAAGGCAUCUGAUAACUAACAAGAACGAAAAAUUGCUUUCUUCAAUCAUGUCUUUUUACUUGCUUUUUAAAGAGGAAAAAUAUUUUACCGUCUUUCUAGAAAACUUUACCUUUUUUGUAUCUUUGCUGAAAGGCUGUAAUUACAAUAUUCACAUGGCGUUUGAUCAAUAUCAAAUAGCAGCUCUUUUAUAUUUCCAGAAGACGGACCACAAGGGCCAGAUGAUUAUGUGUUUUAACAUUUCAAUGCCAAGUACAAAAGUUGUUUUGAGGAUCUCAUGAGCUUUUGGAAACACAAUUGCUCUUUAGGCUUGGAAACUCAUUAAGUGGUAUAAGUGAAACUCAGCAUGUCAGAACAACUCACUUUUUUGACAAAUUAUUUUGAGAUGUAACAGCUAAUUGGCUUCUCUGUUUACAAGCAUGACCCAAAUCUAAAUGCUCUUACCUUCGUUGUGUGAGUUGAUGGUAGAUUCAAAAUAGAAGGGUGUUACUUCUCCCAUGUAGAAGAGAGAUAAAAUGGAGGUUACCGUUGAAUUCUUCAUAGUAUGUUUUUUUUUUUAGGCCUUGUGGAACAUAUCUGUCAAAACCUGUCACAGUGGUGAAUUGUAGGGGGUGACAAAAAGGUAAACAUGCUUUUCUUGGCUUUUUAGGCAAAUUCUGUUUCUACAUAUGCAGCCUGUUUUUCAACUACAUGCUUUAAUAUUAUAAUAAUAGCACAAAGACACUGUUUACAUCUCUUUUCUAUGUCUGCUGAUGAGUGAUGAUUCAUGGCCAGAAUUUUGGCUGAUAUUUAAUUAGCUCUUCCUGUUUUGUGCUGCAACAGCCUAAUUAGAAAUCUCUCUUGGCCAGCAGUGUUCCUUUUUUCAGUUGCUUAUUUGUUAAUGCUUUACUGUAAGAAUGAAUAUAAACUAGUGCAAAGACUGUUGCUAAAUUCACCAUUUUGGGUUUAUGCAAAACAAGCAGGGCUUAACCAUUGAUUUAUUUUCACUGGAUACAAUACACUGAUAUAUAAUCCAUCCGUUGCUUAUUUAACUGUGAUUAAAUUAAUUUGGUUGAGAUAAUAGGGUUGAAUAUGUUGCCUGUGCAUAAUUUUUAUAGAUGUUUGUUUUGAAAAUUGUGGAGAAUACACACUUGUGAAAUAAGUAAUAAGAUGACAUUUAUGUUGAAAAUGUUACAUUUACAUGGGUGUCACGCAUGCCCUGUUUGUGUUUUUUCAUGCAGGAUAUAACUUACAGUAGAUAUCUAAAAAUGCUCAUUCUUCGUAUCAGCAAUGGAGUUAUACACGAAUGACAAUUUGUGCUAUUGAUAAUAAGGUUUUCACUAAAAACCUUUAAUUCCUUAUCAUAAAUUAUGUAAUUACGAUAUGAUCCCUUGCACCAUGUAUGCGCCCAAUGGCAAUGUAUUUGAAUGGCUGUUUGUCCAGAAACCAUGUACAUGCCCUUACUUUAGGAAAUACCCAUUCUUGAAAUUAAAAAUUGAAUUUCAACUAGUAAAAGCCAUAACCUGUAAAUGAUAAUUCCUGAUUUGAACAAUUAAAUUACAAUAGUAAAAACUCAUUUUUUAUAUUUGGAAUUUUGUUUUCAUUAGUGUUAUGAUAAUUUCAGAUAUCUAUGUGAUUGUAUCUAGUAAGAAAGCCUUUUAACAUAAUGUAAGAUAUUAGGAUAUUUUUUACUCUUCAAUUGAAUGAAAUCUGAAUGAAAUACUGAAUUUAUCAUGUUUAAAUUAAUAUACAGAUAUCAAGAAUUAUCAAUUGUUCUAGUUACAAUUCAGUUGUUAUCGGGAAUGCACUAGUAACAAUGUAAUUAUUGAUUUAAAAAAAUAAUUUUACUAUUAAGAAGCAGUUGAUAUGUGUAUUUAAAAAGUGUGUUUUGAACAGGAGUGAAUGACACAUUGUUGUUUUUACUAAUUGAAAUUCCAUUUUUAAAAUGAAGAAUGGGUAUUUUCACUCUAGUAAUUGCAUUGUUGUUAUCAAAAAUAACCAUUUAACUGGUGAAAGUUAAGUUGUUGUACUCUAUAGUUCCUAUCCAGCACAUGAUUAAAUGGUGAAAUGACUCACGAUAACACUGAAGUAGAACUGUUUGAUAUUUAUGAGUCCACUGGCCAACUAUGGUUUUGUGAUCCUUUUUAAAGCUUUUUAAUCUUUUUACGAUCUUUCUUAAUCUUAAAAAAAAAUUUUGUGUUAUAUAGUAUUGAAGAUUACAUUUGUCAGUGUAUUGGCUGAUUCAUUUUCAAACAUGAAUGUAAUUGUACAGCAGAUAAACGCAGCUUAUGGCAAAGGAGGUUUGCCAGUGUGUGCUGUUGAUUUGAUGGACAGAUGAUGCUAAUUAAACAAUACCAGAAAACAAAUUAUGGAAACAUUCAAGCCUGCAACUUAACCACAAGACUCCCCUCCCAUCAAAUCACAAGAAUGUCUAGAUUGAUGUAACGCAAGCUCCCCGCUGGUGAUACAGCAUUCCGCACUGUUUACGCUGAAGUAAUGGAUUUUGGAGUAAUUUCUUAUGACUACCCAUUUGCAGAGCCCAAUAAUAACACAGAGUGAGAUUGUGAAUUAUUUAAUUUCUUCAGGAGACUGAUAAAUAUGAAAGAAAAUGUGCAACAUUUGACUGGCGCCUUCAAUCUGGGGUUGUGCAGUAUAUUUUUAAAUGUGUCUUGGUUUAGUGCUUUCUCUACAGGUCCAUUAGGUAAUGUAAUACACUCUAUCUUCACAUAUGACUAAAAUUUUCCACUUUUGAUCUAACCCUUCCAUAAUAAAUGCUGCAUGCGAGUGUUUGCCAGUUGAUGAGUUAAGCACUGAGAGCUGCUUAAAAAUUCACAUAACAGCUUUGACCCUGGUUUGGGCUUCAGCCCACUCUUUAGUGUGAUGACUGCAUGGAAACGUCAGGCCCCAGUUGUGUGGCUUCUGUUCUUUUCUCUCUAGAAAAAUGUAGACUGUAAGAAUUAAUUAUAUCCUUCCACAUUCUCUGUGCUCAGAGUUAGAUUGAGUGAGUGAGCAUAGGUUUUUUUCCAUUUUACAAAUCUGAAAGACCUUUGAGUCCAUACUGACACUAAGAAACAAAGUAGAACACUACAGGUGUUUGUUCUCUUUGCAUCCAUACAGAUAAUCUGAUUAAUUGGUUUGUUGUAUAGUUUAUUCUAUUUGAUAUUACUGAUCUAGAAUGACAUUUUUUUUUAUUUC
Xyrauchen texanus (razorback sucker) is the source of this 4657-nucleotide messenger RNA. It is a transcript of the gene ogfod3, whose product is annotated as urotensin-2 receptor 2. Gene Ontology annotation, cellular component: membrane. Gene Ontology annotation, molecular function: oxidoreductase activity, acting on paired donors, with incorporation or reduction of molecular oxygen; iron ion binding; L-ascorbic acid binding. The record is from RefSeq and is a predicted model, not a curated record. The transcript has 9 exons. Bases 69 to 1013 code for a protein of 314 amino acids. NCBI's taxonomy places the organism in Eukaryota, Metazoa, Chordata, Actinopteri, Cypriniformes, Catostomidae.